Molecule: messenger RNA, 785 nt
Organism: Anneissia japonica
Lineage: Eukaryota; Metazoa; Echinodermata; Crinoidea; Comatulida; Comatulidae
Product: thioredoxin domain-containing protein 16-like
Exons: 5
Coding region: 28-780 (250 amino acids)
Source: RefSeq, a predicted model, not a curated record
AUUGAAAAUGGUGGAAGCAGUCUUCAUAUGGAUCUGAAGAUGCCUACAGUGAUACUAGUAACUAAACUUGAGAGGUUCCCUAAAGGAGAGGAGGCAAUUGCUGAGGUUGCUGAUGAGUACUUCGGCAGUGUUGGAUUUGUCAUCGUUGAUGUAAAUUUUGUUGAUACAGCAACAAUACCAUCUCUGAGAAUAGACGCUUCCUUCCGGCAAAGUGAUAUACCAUUCUUAGUAAUGCAUCCUGGGCGCUCAGAAAACGCCGAGUUUUUCCAGAUGAAUGAUGAUAUAACUGGCGAGAAUCUGUCAAAAUUUAUUGACAAUGUGCUGGGAGAGAAUGUACCUGAUUAUGAAGAUAAUGAUGUAGUAUAUGAUGACAAAGAUGUUAGCAUUGAAGAUAUCCAAGAUGAUCCUGUCCAAGAAGCAACAUUUCAUGAGAGAGUUGAAGUUCUGGACAUCACUAACGCACAGGAGCUUACCGACAAAACCUUCCCAGAAUUCAUUGCAAGAAAGGACUUGACAGCAAUCUUAUUCCUUGUGGAGUGGGACCCACGAUGCCAGGCUUUUCUCAAGCCCUUUACUUUAGCAGCAAAAGAAGUAAUGGAGUUAACAGGAUUUAAGGAGAGCGCUCUCGCUCAAGUGAACUGCUUUGAUUGGCCAGAUGUUUGCAAGAAGGCCAAUGUGACCCGUUACCCUAUGAUUAAACUGUACAGAGGAACCAAUGAGGUUGUUGAAUAUGGAGGAGUACUAGAUGAAGCCUCUUUCUUGAAGUUCUACUUAUUGUGAGUACG